AUGGUCUUAUUUGCUCCCGUGAAGAAGAAGUAUAUACAGACACAGAGAAAUGUCCAGGAUCCUACAUCCGGAAGGAAUCCAGGUCGCGAGGACAUCAUUGACCAGAUCGCCCUGUCUAGACCUAUAGAUGUAGAUUCAAAUGCAGAGGACCACAGUUCACCAAACCUGGACCAGGUGAAAAGGAAGAUCCAGUCUUGGCACAAUCAAGACCGGGAGUGGGAUUCUAUAGUACAAGCUGCUGGGAGCGGAUCCCACUACACCGGCAAAAUGGUCCGUGAAACACAGCAGCUACCAAAUGCGCUUUUCAAGGAUGGGGACCUUUUCGAGUCUUUCCUCUUUCAUCGUCCCCCGCGAAACACGUACUGCCUUGAGGAUUUACCAGACGACCAAAUCCGGCGAGGUCAACAGAACGGUCGGCUUUUGACUAUCUGGGAACUACUUGAUGUGAACUGA
Aspergillus ibericus CBS 121593 is the source of this 453-nucleotide messenger RNA. RefSeq lists its product as uncharacterized. The transcript is spliced from 4 exons. The record is from RefSeq and is a predicted model, not a curated record. Bases 1 to 453 code for a protein of 150 amino acids. NCBI's taxonomy places the organism in Eukaryota, Fungi, Ascomycota, Eurotiomycetes, Eurotiales, Aspergillaceae.